CGACCUAAAGCCGACACGCUGACAAUGAUUAACACACACCGGGGGUAAAGAGCGUCUCCACCGCUCAGGACUCAUUCAACACUUCUUCACCUCGUCUGGAAAUCACCUGAUCCGCGAGGGCGCUCCAGUCUGACGCAACAAUGGACUCGUCCAGCGACUCGCCUCCGAGUGAAAUCUUCGAGUGUGUCGCGGCCACGCUGGGCUGCGCUCCGACCUCCAGAGACGUGGCGGCGUACCUCGACCAGCACGACGAGCUGAGACACAUGAGGGACGAAUUCCUGGUUCCCAAAAUCUCUGAUCUGCCUCCAUCUGCUACCUCACCUGACGGCACUGAAGAAUGCAUUUACCUGGUGGGAAACUCACUGGGGCUUCAGCCCAAAAAGACCAGGCAGUACGUGGGAGAGGAGCUGGACAAAUGGGCCCAGACGGGCGUUCACGGUCACACCGAAGGCUCUCGACCUUGGGCCUGGGCCGAAAACAACAUCGAGGAACUCAUGGCAAAUGUCGUCGGAGCUAAAGCCGAGGAGGUGGCGCUCAUGAACGGCCUGACGGUGAAUUUACACCUGCUGCUGCUCUCUUUUUACCGACCUACAGCGACGCGUCACAAGAUCCUCCUGGAGGACAAGGCCUUUCCUUCAGACCACUACGCCGUGGAGUCUCAGGUCCGUCUGCGAGGAUUUGACCCCCAGCAGAGCGUCCUGCUCAUGACGCCCCGACCGGGGGAGGAGACUCUGAGGACGCAGGACAUCCUGGACCUGAUUGAGCGUGAGGGUGACUCCGUCGCCGUGGUGAUGUUCAGCGGAGUGCAGUACUACACCGGCCAGCUGUUCGACAUGGCCGCCAUCACCGAGGCCGGCCACAGGAAGGGCUGCUUUGUGGGGUUCGACCUCGCCCACGCAGCGGGCAACGCCGAGCUGAAGCUGCACGACUGGGGCGUCGACUUUGCCUGCUGGUGCUCCUACAAGUAUUUGAAUUCUGGUGCUGGCGGCAUCGCCGGGGCGUUCAUCCACCAGAAGCACCAACACACCGUCAGACCAGCGCUGUUGGGAUGGUGGGGACACGACUUAAAAACUCGCUUCAAGAUGAACAACGUGAUGGAGCUGCAGCCUGGAGUCAGUGGCUUCAGACUGUCCAACCAGCCCAUCCUGCUCGUCUGCCCCCUGCAGGCCAGUCUGGAGGUGUUCAGCAAGACCAGCAUGAGGGCGCUGCGCAGGAAGUCCAUCCUGCUGACGGGCUACCUGGAGUUCCUGCUCCAGCGGGACGCCGCCUGUCCCGACGUCAGCAUCAUCACGCCGAGCGACCCGCAGCAGAGGGGCUGCCAGCUGUCGCUCCGCUUCUCCGUCCCCAUCAGACCCGUCUUCCAGGAGCUGGAGAGGAGGGGCGUGGCCUGUGACAUGCGGGAGCCCAGCGUGCUGCGAGUCGCUCCGGUGCCGCUCUACAACUCCUUCAGCGACGUUCACCGCUUCGUCGAGGCGCUGGGAGCGGCGCUCGCCUCCAGCCGCCCAACGGCACACGACUGAAACACAAAGCAGCAGAGACUGAAGGAGCUGUGGAGACCACACGCUGCUCACUUUGGGUUUGGGACCACAGUCAUGCUUUCUUUUCUUUAUUUAACAUUUUAGUCAUCAGUCUGAGUCUACACUCAUGUACGUGCAUGGGUUUACUGAAGGUUUCAUAAAAGCUGCAGUGAGAGUCUCAAGUGUGAUUUCUCCUGAGUCAAAGCUCCUUUUCCACAUGAGAGUGGAUGAGCUCUGCAGCAGGACGUCAGCUGACAUGUUGCUGCAGAGCUGAAAGCUCCAAAUCUUUACAGGCCAACACUUUCAGCAACUCUCACAUUUGGGUGGAGGAUUUUACUUCAAGCCUGGAUCAGUUACUUUGUGACAAAUCACCGUUACACACAGAGGGUCUGAAUCCAACUAAAGGCUGCACAUCAAACAACCAAUCACCUCAAGGGUUUUUGUCAAAUCCCCUCCACACACUGAGCUCAGCUCUCACAGGGAGUCCACUGUCAUCAGGGAGUUGCAUGUACAGUAUAUAUACAUGUAUAUGAUGCUUUUUAAAGGAAACCUUGACCUUGGCUGUGGCGUUGUGUUGUCUACUUCCCUGCACCGCUAAACCACAGCACUGGAUUUGUAUCUCUCCGUUCACUUCCACAGCACAACAGCUCCCAAAAUAAAAUAUCACUUUUAGCACAGAGACCAACACCAGCAAACAAGGUUAUGGCAUUAUGAACAACAGCGAGUCAUGGUACCCACUUUCUGAAAGAAAUUAAACUCUCUUUUCUUGUCUGAAUUGGACAGUAGAUCCGGCACAUAGCAUCUGCACCGUAACCUUCCCCCGGGAAGAAAUGACCUCAUCGUACUUUCACAAAUAACUGUAAUGACUCCAAAACAAAAUGGGUACCAGAGCUUGUUAUAGUGUCUGCAGUGAUGACCCUGUUUGUUGCUGGUGGUUUCUGUGCUAGACGUCUCAUUUUGGGAGCAAAAUAACAAGAACAAGUCCCGCUCCCUAUUUGGGAACCUGGCUGGGUUCAUAUGGAACUGAAUGGAGAGACAAAUCCAAAUUACUGUGGAAGGAUAACCCAACACUAAAGCAACAUCAUGGCUUCUAACUGGGUGGACUAUCCCUUUAAAACAAAAUGUGGAUGCAGAUUUCAUGUCUAUGUUUGUGUUUGUGAGUCUCACCUUUUAUGUGUCGUGGUGCGUUCAUGAGCUGCUGGGAAGGUCCGACAUCUGACACUCAGCCAAGUCGCCCUCAUUUGGCCGUUAAAACCUGGAAGAAAAACAAAAACCAGCACAGAGUGAAGGAGGAGAGCUGCUUUAUUUUGGUGGACGUUCACAGCUUUACUGACUGACUGA
This is a messenger RNA of Myripristis murdjan (pinecone soldierfish), 2858 nucleotides long. It is a transcript of the gene kynu, whose product is annotated as kynureninase. Lineage: Eukaryota; Metazoa; Chordata; Actinopteri; Holocentriformes; Holocentridae. Gene Ontology annotation, cellular component: cytoplasm. The coding region runs from base 141 to 1520 and encodes 459 amino acids. The transcript is spliced from 14 exons. The record is from RefSeq and is a predicted model, not a curated record. Gene Ontology annotation, biological process: NAD+ biosynthetic process. Gene Ontology annotation, molecular function: pyridoxal phosphate binding; kynureninase activity.